Molecule: messenger RNA, 786 nt
Organism: Hyaloperonospora brassicae
Lineage: Eukaryota; Oomycota; Peronosporomycetes; Peronosporales; Peronosporaceae
Source: the annotation of a GenBank genome assembly
AUGAGGCUGUACUCGACAUCGUCUUGUCGUAGUGACAGCGUCAGCAGUCGUAGCUUCAGCUCGUUGGCUCCUGACCGUGACCUUUACAUGUCUCAGGAUGAUCUGAACGUGCUGAAGAGCAAGUUCCAAUUCAUUCGUGACGACGAUGCGGACGCUGAACAGGGCGAGACGGACUGGCAGAUCCGGAUGAGCGUGCGCUACUAUCAACAGCUCUUUCGAGAGUACGCACUGGCUGAUUUGUCUCGCUACGCAGAGGGAAAGAUCGGACUGCGAUGGCGUACCGAAGCGGAGGUCGUGGCUGGCAAAGGGCAGUUUAUCUGCGGGAACAAACGCUGCGACGAACGUACGCAAUUGCACAGCUACGAGCUGUUGUUUGCAUACGUGGAGCACGGUAAGCGGAAGAGGUGUUUCGUAAAGGUGCGCGUGUGCAGCACCUGCGCUGCGAAGCUGUUUCACAAGAAGUUGAACGAGAGGAGAAAGGAGACACGUGCGAUGGAGAGGAGAGGGCGAAAGCGAUGUCGCAUGGAAAAAGAGAGCGACGGGGAAGAGAGCGACAAACAGCAUACACACCCGGCGUCACGUAUUGCAUUAAGCACGAGCGAUAAAGGUACCUGCGGGGAUGCUGAUAAACAGACAGAAGCGGGGUCCAAAGUGCGCGUUGAACUUGGUGCAGACACUGAUCCGGACAUUCAUGAGGUGUGUGCGGCGAUCAACGCAGAGCAAAACGCGAGUUAUCCGCGGAGUUUGUGCCGACGCAGCGGAGGAUUUGACGAGCUGCUACCUUGA